Crotalus tigris (Tiger rattlesnake) is the source of this 1957-nucleotide messenger RNA. RefSeq names its product BSCL2 lipid droplet biogenesis associated, seipin (gene BSCL2). The record is from RefSeq and is a predicted model, not a curated record. The transcript has 11 exons. Bases 558 to 1790 code for a protein of 410 amino acids. Lineage: Eukaryota; Metazoa; Chordata; Lepidosauria; Squamata; Viperidae. Gene Ontology annotation, biological process: lipid droplet organization; lipid storage. Gene Ontology annotation, cellular component: endoplasmic reticulum membrane.
GGCGGGGCUAAACCCGGAAGAGGUAGAGCCAGACCCACAUUUGGGAAAUAAAAAAAAAAAAAGUGGGGGGGAGACUUUAAAGGGAGAAUCCAGAGGCGGAACAGCAGCGACAACAGCAGCGUUGGAACUAAUUCAGGAAACUUCCGGGACCUGGGGAGCAGAGUCUUAAAGGACAGCCUAAUUUCUAAGAGGAAAGGGACCCAGAGCUUGGUGCCCCCCCCGCCCCCGAUCUAGCAUGUUCUGGUGCCACCAUUGACCCCACUUUGUCUAUUUUUCUCAUGAAGCCAAACUACGUUCAGAAAAACCGCAAUGCACCAAUGCACGGUCUUCCUAGCCGGUCUCUUUUAUCUGCGUAAAAGCUUUUGACUUCCAGAUUAAAAUUACUACAAUGCUUUAAUUUAUUUAUUUUGUUUUAAAUUAACUUCUUCGUUGCACAAGGAACUCUUGGUUAUAUUUCUCUGCUUUUUCCCGGUGCCAAAACGGGAUUCUCGCUGCUUGGGGAAGGUUGACAACCCCUCCCGCUAACAUAUUGACUUGCUUUCCCGGAUCCCCAUCAUAUGCCUUCGGCAAGCGGCACCAUGUCGGCAAGCCCCGUACCUUUCUUGGCGUGGGUCCAAGAAGUGGCCUCGUUGCUUAUGUUGCGAGUGCGUCGCACGGUCCUGCAGACGGCCAUUUUGUUGUGCGUGCUUUUGCUGCUCCUCUGGAUCUCCAUUUUCCUUUACGGCAGCUUUUACUACUCCUACAUGCCCACGGUCAGCUACGUCAGUCCCGUUCACUACCGAUUCAGGACGGACUGUGGCCAGCCUGGACCUGAACUCUGCUCCUUUCCUGUUGCCAACAUUUCUUUCAUCAAGGACAGCCGAGACCAGGUUCUCAUGUAUGGCCAACCUUACCGGAUGUCGCUGGAGUUGGACUUGCCCGAAUCGCCAGUCAAUCAGAAUCUGGGCAUGUUCAUGGUCGUGAUUUCUUGUUACACCAAAGGCGGACGCAUCAUUUCUUCCUCCGCUCGGGCCGCCAUGUUGCAUUAUCGUUCACGAUUAUUACAGAUCCUCGACACGCUCGCUUUCGCCGGCCUCUUCCUCGCUGGCUUUACGGAACAGAAACAAACCGUGGAAGUUGAAUUAUACUCGGAUUACAAAGAAGACUCGUAUAUUCCCACCAUCGGGGCCGUGAUUGAAAUCCAGACGACUAGAAUUCAGAUUUACGGGGCCCAGCUGAGAAUUCACGCACAUUUCACUGGAUUGCGGUAUAUCCUGUACAAUUUCCCUGUGACUUCGGCCAUUUUGGGAGUGGCCAGCAACUUCAUGUUCCUGAGCGUCAUCGUCCUUUUCAGCUACUUGCAGUGGAUCUGGGGCAGUCUGUGGCCUAAAGAAACUCUGUCUGUACAGAUCCCAGGCAGGGAGAAAUCUGGGCCAAUACAAAUUUUGGACGAUUCACGUCGGCAAAUUGUGUUUCCUAAAGAAGGAGGUGACAUAGAAGAAGACAUUUCUCCGCUGGAGCCAGAAGAUGUUGGAAUUGUCGAAGGAGAGAAAUCGUGUAAAGAAGCGUCCACGACGGAGAUGAAGAAAAGCAGUCUUGAAAAGUCCGAUUUGGGGACAGAACCCACCGUGGACGCCGGCUCAAACGAAGCGGCAGAAUACGACUCUCCGGACGAGAUUCCCCUGCUCACCGAGGUCAACCUUCCAGCCCCCUCCCCAGAGAGAAACAGCUCGGAUAUCCUGCCGCCUGUAACCCGGACCCUCGCUCUCAGCUCGGAGGUCCGCCAGAGAAGUAGCUGCUCAAGUUCCUGAUGGGUCACGAGUUCAAGUCCUGCCGCGUGACACCCCCAGCAGCCCACCGCAGGCCUUGCUCUCCCAAGGGCUGCAUUUACUCCCUGCUUAGGUUUACAUUCCAGUCCCUUCUCCGUACACACAAAACACUGUUAAGUUAAAUAAAAGUUGAACGGCGAGUCACUCAA